Suillus paluster is the source of this 1362-nucleotide messenger RNA. Its product is annotated as NUDIX hydrolase domain-like protein. NCBI's taxonomy places the organism in Eukaryota, Fungi, Basidiomycota, Agaricomycetes, Boletales, Suillaceae. Gene Ontology annotation, molecular function: 8-oxo-dGDP phosphatase activity. The transcript has 6 exons. The record is from RefSeq and is a predicted model, not a curated record. The coding region runs from base 90 to 1148 and encodes 352 amino acids.
AGAGGAAGUAAGCAUCGGCCGAAGUAGGAGACAGUACUAGUAUAAGAUAAGGGAGUGCUUCAGUCUCAGUUGACUCGUGAAGUCAGCAAAUGUCCAACGAUCCCCCAUCUCCUGCAUCCUCUCCACUUUCUUACCUUGAGCUCGUCAAGAUAUGCGACAAUUUUCGCCUACCACCUAACUACGGAUCUACUGAUGUCUUUCAGAAGCCUUCCGAUACAGAUUCCUUCGUCCCGUGGACACUAACACAGUCUUCGGGAAGUCCUGCUGUCGGGCUCUUGAGGCUCGACGUAGUAGAUCUCCUUCGAAAGGAAAAACCUGGAACGUGGGUCAUUCCAGAACCUCAGGCGGGGCACCGCGUCAGCUUUGACGCGUCAGUCAACACUCCGAGAAAGCGCGUUGCAGUGCUGAAAGAGCUCUGUGAGCGCUGGCGCGACAUUGGUGCAUUCCCUGCGAGCAUCGGACCGCGGAAAUGGCGGAACGAGAUGUACCCUGUGUACCGGAAUCCCUUUGGCGUGCACGAGCACUGUCCUGAGGAUGAUUCCGAUGAGGGAAACUACGCCUUUGAGAUGGAGCGCGCUGCGUGUGCUCUUUUUGGUGUCGUCACGUAUGGGAUACAUAUGACUAUCUAUCAAGGGAUAGCCAGCAGCCCACAGGUGAAGAUUUGGGUCCCAACGAGGGCUAAGACAAAGCAGACGUGGCCGAGCUGGCUAGACAAUAGUGUUGCUGGCGGGAUACCCAGCGGCAUGCCUAUCUUUGAGAGCCUUGUUAAGGAGUGCGAGGAGGAGGCCAGUAUGGAUACAGACAUCGUGAGGAACCAUGCGAAACAUGUCGGGGGGAUCAGUUAUUUCUUCAGGAACAGAAUGCACUUCCUGCAACCAGAGGUCGAAUACGUUUACGAUCUUGGGGUACCACCUGAUAUUUCGUUCCAGCCCUGCCCAUCAGACGGUGAGGUGGAGUCUUUUGAUUUGCUAUCCCUGGAUGAAGUGAAAUCAAAGAUGCGACAAGGACUCUUCAAGCCCAAUUGCGCUGCCGUUCUCAUCGACUUUUUUGUUCGACAUGGCCACUUAACGCCUGACGAUGAGCCCGAUUAUAUGGAGAUCGUCACGAGAUUACACGGCAGGUUUGAAUAUGAAAGAUGGUGUCAAUAGGUAUGAUAAACAAACGUUUGGCGUACCGUUACACAUACUUGUGCGUUGCUGUAACUCUGGGAGUGCGCUCGCGUAUUGUAUUCAAGCCUACAACCCUCGAGUUGGACUCGAGUAAUAGUAAUCACUUUGAAUCGUAACUACAUGAUAACAGUAUCUCAUAAACCACCGAUUUGAAGCCUUGUCGGCAGUAGGCUUGAAGCUGCUGUACCUGCUG